AGCGCCGCAGAAACUUCCGGUCAGGAAGAUGGCGGCUUCCUAGAGUCCUGAUUGACUGGCCGUGGUGCCCAGGCUACAGAGUGGAACCUGCGGCGGUGUGAACGCUCGCGAACUUUGUGUCGCCGUGGUCUAACUUCGACCCGGCUUGCUGCAGCUCCAGGGACCUGACCGGCGGCGCCUUAAGGGAAAAGGAGUUUUGGGGAGCUUCAGCUGUAUCUUUUUGGCUCUGCAAACCAAGUCUUCCAGGCAGGAUCCUGGCUUCCACUAUCCCCUCUCCAUCCAACCACUCGGCGGGAACCAUGGAGGUGGCUGAGGCCAACAGCCCCACCGAGGAGGAGGAAGAGGAGGAUGAAGGAGAGGAGACGAUAACUGAGCCCAGGCCUCACACUCGCUCCAAUCCUGAGGGGGCUGAGGACCGGGCCCUGGGAGCUCAGGCCAAUGUGGGCAGCCGCAGCGAGGGCGAGGGCGAGGCAGCCACUGCAGAUGAUGGGGCAGCCAGUGUCCCGGGAGCCGGGCCUAAGCCCUGGCAAGUACCGGCAUCAGCAUCUGAGGUCCAGAUUCGAACACCAAGGGUCAACUGUCCAGAGAAGGUGAUCAUCUGUCUGGAUCUUUCGGAGGAGAUGUCUGUGCCAAAGCUGGAGUCCUUUAAUGGCUCUAGGACAAAUGCCCUGAAUGUGUCUCAGAAGAUGGUUGAGAUGUUUGUGCGCACAAAGCACAAGAUUGACAAGAGCCAUGAGUUUGCACUGGUCGUAGUGAAUGAUGACUCCGCCUGGCUGUCUGGCCUGACCUCUGACCCACGUGAGCUCUGCAGCUGCCUGUAUGACCUGGAGACGGCAUCCUGCUCCACAUUCAAUUUGGAAGGCCUCUUCAGCCUCAUCCAGCAGAAGACAGAGCUGCCAGUCACAGAGAAUGUGCAAACCAUCCCACCCCCCUACGUUGUGCGCACCAUCCUGGUCUACAGCCGCCCACCCUGCCAGCCCCAGUUCUCCCUGACUGAGCCCAUGAAGAAGAUGUUCCAAUGUCCCUACUUCUUCUUCGACAUUGUUUACAUCCACAAUGGCACCGAGGAGAAGGAAGACGAUAUGAGCUGGAAGGACAUGUUCGCCUUCAUGGGCAGCCUGGACACCAAGGGCACCAGCUACAAGUAUGAGGUAGCACUUGCUGGUCCUGCCCUGGAGCUGCACAAUUGCAUGGCCAAGCUGCUGGCCCACCCGCUGCAAAGGCCCUGCCAGACCCACGCGAGCUAUAGCCUGCUGGAGGAGGACGAGGAAGCCGGAGAGGGGGAAGCCACUGUGUGACCUAUGACCUAAGCCGGAGAGAGGGAAGCCACUGGGUGACCUAUGACCUGUGACAUCCGCAGGCUCCUAUGAGAGCGCAGCCACAUCAUUACUGGCCUAUGCUCAACCCCACUCUGUCCAUUGUAAAUUCAUUCUUUCUGGGACCAUUUUUGUCACUGGAAUAAAAAUCUAAGGUCCCUGAGCCCGCC
Molecule: messenger RNA, 1486 nt
Organism: Mastomys coucha (southern multimammate mouse)
Lineage: Eukaryota; Metazoa; Chordata; Mammalia; Rodentia; Muridae
Gene: Babam1
Product: BRISC and BRCA1 A complex member 1
Exons: 10
Coding region: 300-1298 (332 amino acids)
Biological process (GO): positive regulation of DNA repair; mitotic G2 DNA damage checkpoint signaling; protein K63-linked deubiquitination
Cellular component (GO): nuclear body; BRISC complex; BRCA1-A complex
Source: RefSeq, a predicted model, not a curated record